AUCAACGAAACGAACCGUCUCUCUUCUCUGCUAUGGCCGCCACCAUGGAAACCCUAACAUUUACUCCCCUUCAGCUUCCGUCUACCCCCUUCCGUUUCUCAUCGACCGUUUCUGUCAACCGCUACGCCAGAUUCCCCGGAUCCGGUUCGAAGUCCAUUUCUCUUAUCGGAUCCACUUCUCGCGUCCGUACACUCAAAUGCUCUUCGCUUUCAUCAUCUCCUUCGUUAGUUGACCAGUCAGUGAAAUUUCGAGAAGCUUCGAAGAACGGGAAUUUAGUUCCUCUUUACCGAUGUAUAUUCUCGGAUCACUUGACGCCAGUGUUGGCAUAUAGAUGUCUAGUUAAGGAAGAUGAUAGGGAUGCUCCGAGCUUUCUGUUCGAGUCUGUUGAGCCUGGUUUACAGGCUUCCAGUGUUGGAAGGUAUAGUGUGGUUGGAGCUCAGCCAAGCAUUGAAAUAGUGGCUAAAGAAAAUAUGGUUACAGUUAUGAACCAUGAUGAGGAGCAGAAGACUGAGGAGAUUGUGGAUGAUCCCAUGACUGUUCCACGGAGAAUUAUGGAGGGAUGGGAGCCCCAACGGAUUGACGAGCUUCCAGAAGUAUUUUGUGGUGGAUGGGUUGGCUAUUUCUCAUAUGACACGGUGCGGUAUGUAGAGAAAAAGAAGCUUCCAUUCCCUAAUGCUCCCCUGGAUGACCGAAACCUUCCAGAUGUUCAUCUCGGCCUGUAUGAUGAUGUCAUUGUAUUUGAUCAUGUUGAGAAGAAAGCAUUUGUGAUUCAUUGGGUGCGGUUAGAUCAAUAUUCUUCAGUUGAUGAGGCCUAUAAUGAUGGCAUGAAACGAUUGGAAACUUUAAUAUCUAGAGUACAUGAUAUAAAUCCCCCAAAGCUGCCUGCAGGUUCAAUAAAGUUGUCUACUCGUCUUUUUGGCCCGAAAUUGGAGAUAUCAAGCAUGACAAGUGAUGCAUACAUGGAGGCUGUGUUGCAGUCUAAAGAACAUAUUCUGGCCGGUGAUAUUUUCCAAAUUGUAUUAAGUCAGCGCUUUCAACGUAGAACAUUUGCUGACCCAUUUGAAAUAUACAGAGCCCUGAGGAUAGUCAAUCCGAGCCCAUACAUGACAUAUUUGCAGGCUAGAGGGUGUGUAAUUGUUGCUUCCAGUCCGGAAAUUCUUACUCGCGUAAAGAAGGGAAAGAUUACUAAUCGACCUCUUGCUGGGACCAUUAGAAGAGGGAAAACACCUAAGGAAGAUUUAAUGUUGGAAAAAGAACUUUUAGCUGAUGAAAAGCAGUGUGCAGAGCACAUUAUGCUUGUUGACUUGGGAAGGAAUGAUGUUGGAAAGGUAUCCAAGCCCGGAUCUGUUAAGGUCGAAAAGUUGAUGAAUAUCGAGCGAUAUUCCCAUGUUAUGCACAUAAGUUCAACGGUCACAGGAGAAUUACUUGAUGACUUAACUAGCUGGGAUGUUUUGCGUGCAGCUUUGCCGGUCGGAACUGUUAGUGGGGCACCGAAGGUAAAAGCAAUGGAGUUGAUUGAUAAACUUGAAGUUACGAGGCGAGGACCAUAUAGUGGUGGAUUUGGAGGCAUUUCAUUCUCCGGUGACAUGGACAUUGCGCUUGCUCUGAGAACCAUUGUUUUCCCAACUGCGACUCGUUAUGACACCAUGUAUUCGUACAAAGACGUGAACAAGCGUCGAGAAUGGGUUGCUCACGUCCAAGCCGGGGCUGGGAUUGUGGCGGACAGUGUCCCUGCCGAUGAACAGAGGGAGUGUGAGAAUAAAGCUGCGGCUCUUGCCCGUGCCAUUGAUCUUGCAGAGUCGUCAUUUGUUGAUAAAUGAUUUAUAAUCUUUUCUAAACAGUGAAGUGUUAUGGAAGCGUCACUGGUUUUCUGUAUAAGAGAGCAUGGAAAUUUGGAUUUCUUGUCUUCAUUUCAUAUAUGUGAAAUACACAAAUCGAUAUAAGAAGUGGAGCGUUUUUCUUUA
Molecule: messenger RNA, 1964 nt
Organism: Hibiscus syriacus
Lineage: Eukaryota; Viridiplantae; Streptophyta; Magnoliopsida; Malvales; Malvaceae
Product: anthranilate synthase alpha subunit 2, chloroplastic-like
Exons: 11
Coding region: 33-1820 (595 amino acids)
Biological process (GO): L-tryptophan biosynthetic process
Molecular function (GO): anthranilate synthase activity
Source: RefSeq, a predicted model, not a curated record